This is a messenger RNA of Phytophthora infestans T30-4, 633 nucleotides long. RefSeq names its product ATP-binding Cassette (ABC) Superfamily. Gene Ontology annotation, molecular function: ABC-type transporter activity. Gene Ontology annotation, cellular component: membrane. The coding region runs from base 1 to 633 and encodes 210 amino acids. NCBI's taxonomy places the organism in Eukaryota, Oomycota, Peronosporomycetes, Peronosporales, Peronosporaceae. The transcript has 3 exons. The record is from RefSeq and is a predicted model, not a curated record.
AUGUUGCUGGCCAUCGACAACACCAACUUGCCUGUUAUCCAGUCUACCCAGAAGAAUGUCACCCCCGAUAGAGUGACAGUCCCCACUCAACCGGAAGAGUUUUCUCCUAAGACGCCAGUUGGCAGUGCUGCGUAUGAAGCGCCAUUCGUGCUGGAAGAUGGCUCAGAGUCGACCAGUGCGCUGGCCUCCUUGCAGUCCACGAUGACUGAGAUUCGCGUGCUGUUCACUCGUACAGCGCAGAACAUCCUUCGCCACCGCUCUUUGCUGGUGCAGCAUGUUGUACUGAGCUUGGUGCUCGCUCUAUUCGGCGGGUUGAUCUUCAACAACGUAUCCGACAACCUCGCUGGCUUCCAGAACCGUAUGGGCGCUUUCUACUUCAUUCUGACGUUCUUCGGCUUCGCAAGCUUGAGUUCCAUGGAUUUAUUCAUCUCGGAACGUCCGAUCUUCCUCCGCGAGACUGGAGCCAUGUACUACGGCGCCUUCAGUUAUUUCUUAGCUAAAAUGACGCUCGACUCGCUGCUGCUUCGAGUGCUUCCUGCGUCCAUCUUUGCCUGUAUCUUCUACUGGAUCAUGGCCCUGCAAGCUUCAGCUGAGCGCUUCUUGCUCUUCUGGCUGACUUUGUGGUGCUGCUGA